CCUUAUCCUAUACAAUCCAUUCAUACAUCGUAAUUAGUUACAUGGCGGAGACAGGCGGAGAUUCAGCACCACCGCCACGGAGAAUUCCACCAAUGAUAACACUCCCACCGCGUUCUUCUUCCGAUACCUUCCUCACCGGUAUUAGCCCCGGCCCCAUGACACUAGUCUCCAAUUUUUUCUCCGAUCACUACCCAGACACUGAUAUCUAUUCUCUCUCUCAGCUUCUCGCCGGAGUCCUACCUUCCCCCGCCGCUGAAAACUCACCUGCACCUCCACUUUACAAUGACUAUUUAUCUCUAUUAUCCCCGGAAGAAUCACGAACCAGUCAAACAUCAGACCCCUACGUCGACAACUCCUCCCAAAUCCGAUCACCGGAAACUGUUUCGGAUUCUGAAUCUGGUGACUCGAAACCCGAACGAGUGGUGGCUCUAGCUAAACCCGCUAGCGAUGGGUAUAACUGGAGGAAAUACGGGCAGAAACAAGUGAAGGCAAGCGAGCUUCCUCGUAGCUAUUACAGAUGCACGCAAGUUAACUGCCCGGUGACCAAAAAGAUCGGACAUUUUCUUGAUGGGAAUACCAGCGAGAUCAUCUACAGUGGUCGGCAUAACCACGAGCCACCGCAGCUUCAUAAACCAGCGGUGGUUGCCGAUGAACAAGCUUACGAACUAAUGCCAAAAAGAAGGAAGACUGAGGUGAAGUGUGUGGACCGGAGUAGCUCGUGUCGGGUGGUGGUCACUGAACCAAAGAUUGUCGUGCAGACGAGAAGUGAAAUCGAUAUAUUAGAUGAUGGAUUCAAGUGGCGAAAAUAUGGGCAGAAAGUGGUGAAAGGGAAUAUUUACCCCAGGAGUUACUAUAGAUGCACCUACGUAGGGUGCAAAGUUCGAAAGCAUGUUGAGCGGGCUUUAUCGGACCUUAAAUCAGUUGUAACUACAUAUGAAGGGAGACAUAAACACGACAUUCCUGUAGUUGUCAAACCUUCAAGUAACAACGAAAUAAACUUCAAAGCCGAAAUACCAUUUUUGCUACAACUAAAAGAAGAGAAAAUCAUGAUCUAAGCCGGACUUUAGACUUGUGCCUUUUUUGAAAGGUGAUUGAUGAUUUGAAUUAGCCUUGCUUUCGGAGCUGGUCAUCCAUUAUGGUAUGGUGGAGGAGGUGAUGUCCAUCUAGGAUUGUGAGCAAUGAGAAUCAGUAGGUGUUUGAAUUUGGAAGAAAAAACUUGGUUUUAUGUUUUGCUUUUGAUUAUAUCGAAAUUUAUGUGUAGUUAUGUUUAAUUUGUAGCACCCCAUGGGGGAUUAGAAAUACUAGUCUACGAGACUUUAAUAUGAUUUGUCGCAUCGUCACAUGCAUUUAUUUUUCUAGUGGCUUUUGAUAUUAUUUAUAUAUCUAAAUAUCUUCGUAUUCUAAUAAAAGAAAAGUUUUAUUCUUCUUUUGAAA
Messenger RNA from Lactuca sativa (garden lettuce), 1434 nucleotides. RefSeq names its product putative WRKY transcription factor 4. The record is from RefSeq and is a predicted model, not a curated record. Gene Ontology annotation, molecular function: sequence-specific DNA binding; DNA-binding transcription factor activity. Gene Ontology annotation, biological process: regulation of DNA-templated transcription. Lineage: Eukaryota; Viridiplantae; Streptophyta; Magnoliopsida; Asterales; Asteraceae.